Messenger RNA from Boleophthalmus pectinirostris (great blue-spotted mudskipper), 4134 nucleotides. It is a transcript of the gene rfx3, whose product is annotated as regulatory factor X, 3 (influences HLA class II expression). Gene Ontology annotation, molecular function: DNA-binding transcription factor activity, RNA polymerase II-specific; RNA polymerase II cis-regulatory region sequence-specific DNA binding. Gene Ontology annotation, cellular component: nucleus. Lineage: Eukaryota; Metazoa; Chordata; Actinopteri; Gobiiformes; Gobiidae. The record is from RefSeq and is a predicted model, not a curated record. Gene Ontology annotation, biological process: regulation of transcription by RNA polymerase II. Bases 276 to 2621 code for a protein of 781 amino acids. The transcript is spliced from 16 exons.
UUAUUUAAUCAAGGAUGUAAACUACAUACAUUUCCUUCUGUACUUUUAUUGUUCAGAAUUUCAGACUUCACCUUUGCAUUUGAUAAUUGAAUGCAAAUGUACUAUUUUUGUCAUAUUCAUAAUCUUUUUUAUGUUAACCAAAUCUGAUCUAAAAUCCUGGCCAAAAUGUUGUCCUCCUUGGUGGCUUUUGUUCCUCUGUGUCUUUUGUAGGGCUCGCACUUGCUCAGUGGAGCACAGCGUUUAAGUGGGCCACAGGGGAGAGCCUGAAUGGCGCCAUGCAGACCCCUGAAGCGGGCGCUGACUCCACCUCCACUGUCCCCCUUCAGACCACUGUGCCUGUUCAGCCUGCAGGCUCCUCCCAGCAACAGGCCCAGACUGUUCAACAGGUUCAGCAUGUUUACCCAGCACAGGUGCAGUAUGUGGAGGAAAACAGUGGGGUUUACACCAAUGGAAACAUAAGAUCUUACACAUACUCAGAGACGCAGCUGUAUAGCCAGAACAGUGGAGGGAGCUAUUUCGACACCCAGGGGAGUUCACCACAAGUGUCCACAGUGGUCACAUCUCAUGGCCUGACCAACAAUGGAGGAGGUGGCAAUGGAGGCAUGAGCAUAGGCCUGACAGGGGCUCAGGUAAUCAGCAGCACUUCUGGGGGCUACCUCAUGGACAACACUGGAUCCCACACUGCGACCCAAGCUGCACGAGCUUCCCCAGCCACUAUUGAAAUGGCGAUUGAGACGCUCCAAAAAUCUGAAGGUUUAUCCAGUCAGAGAAGUUCGCUGCUGAACAGCCAUCUUCAGUGGCUUCUGGACAAUUAUGAGACGGCUGAGGGCGUCAGUUUACCACGUUCCACACUCUACAAUCACUAUUUACGCCACUGCCAGGAGCAGAAACUGGACCCUGUCAAUGCAGCCUCUUUCGGCAAACUCAUUCGUUCAAUCUUCAUGGGACUACGCACAAGGCGCCUUGGGACCAGAGGGAAUUCCAAAUACCAUUACUAUGGUAUACGUGUGAAGCCUGAUUCUCCACUCAACAGACUUCAAGAAGACAUGCAGUAUAUGGCUCUUAGACAGCAGCCUGUUCAGCAGAAGCAACGAUUUAAGCCAGUGCAGAAGUUUGACACCAGCUCCGGGGACAGUUAUUCAGGAGGAGGCCAGCACCAACCUGGGGUGGCAGAGCAGACAGUUAUUGCACAGAGCCAGCACCACCAGCAGUUUUUAGAUGCAUCUCGAGCACUACCUGACUUUAUCGAGCUGAAUCUUGGACAGAGUAAUCUUGAAAAUAUCAGUCAAGAGGAUGUGAAGGCGCUACAAUCACUUUACCGAGAGCACUGCGAGGCUAUCUUGGAUGUGGUUGUAAACCUUCAGUUCAGUCUCAUUGAGAAGCUGUGGCAGACAUUUUGGCGUUAUACUCCUCCUGAUUCAGCAGAGGGUGCCACAGUAACAGAAAACAGCAGCAUAAGUGAGAUUGAAGGCCGACUCCCACGUUCACAGCUGAUAGUUCUGUGUCGAAAUGAAUCUGUUCUAAAAUGGAUGAGCACCUGCGACCAUCUCAUGUACCAGGCCCUUGUUGAGAUUCUCAUUCCUGAUGUCCUGAGACCAAUUCCCAGUGCCUUGACUCAAGCCAUUCGUAACUUUGCCAAAAGCCUGGAAGGUUGGCUGACUAAUGCCAUGAAUGCCAUUCCACAGAGAAUGAUACAGACCAAGAUUGCCGCUGUUAGUGCCUUUGCACAAACUUUGCGCAGAUACACAUCCCUUAACCAUCUGGCUCAGGCAGCACGUGCUGUUCUGCAAAACACCUCCCAAAUCAACCAGAUGCUAAGUGAUCUUAACCGAGUGGAUUUUGCCAAUGUGCAGGAGCAGGCCUCAUGGGUGUGCCAGUGUGAGGAAGGAGUGGUGCAGCACUUGGAGCAGGACUUCAAAGCCACGCUGCAGCAACAGAGCUCUCUGGAGCAGUGGGCUGCUUGGCUGGACAACGUGGUCACUCAAGUGCUCAAGCCCUUUGAGCAUCGGCCUAGCUUCCCCAGAGCUGCCCGACAAUUUUUACUUAAGUGGUCUUUCUACAGUUCUAUGGUAAUCAGGGACCUGACCCUGCGCAGUGCUGCCAGCUUUGGCUCAUUCCACCUGAUCCGUCUGCUCUAUGAUGAAUACAUGUUCUACUUGGUGGAGCACCGUGUGGCCCAGGCCACAGGGGAGACGCCAAUUGGUGUCAUGGGCGAAGUAUGUUCACGUUAUUUAAAUAGUCCUUAUCCAGAAUCUGAUUGUUGGACAUUGAUUGAUGAACUGUACCUGUGGUUUCAGUUUGACAGUCUGAACAGUUUAACACUCACAAACAUUGACAAAGAUGAGACAAGUGGAAUGGACAGUGACUUGGAGGACGACACAGACACUUGUGGUGAACCUUUAGCAAAGCGGGAGAGGUCUGAGCAUGAAGUGAUCCAGGUGAUCCAAGUGGGAGCCUUGGAGGAUGGCUCUCACCCUGUGGUGGGGGUGGUCCAGCCCGGUGUUCUGCACUCACUGCCCCAGCCUCCUCCAGACCACAGUGAACACAUCCUAACCCCAUCAUCUGCGACACCCACUAUUCGCCACUGCAGCGCCACGGGCAACACCUAUGCCUCUGUUUGAACAUGUUGGGGCCGACCUUUUAUGCUGUCUCACUAAUUACAUAUCUCUUCUGUAUACAUGUUUGUGUGUCUUCAUGCUCUGUCUGUCUGCACUUGUGGGGGAACUCUCUUUCAGUUCAGCCUAGUCACGUGAGGACUGCUGACUGUUAAGCCACAUUGUACUGUCCAUGUCCAACUGCUCUGUUUCUGGAUGUGGUGUUGUCUAGCAGUCCUGUGCUCUUAUAUAGUGUGCCAGCCCUUGGGAAAGACUUGGAGGAAAAGGAAAGUUUCACCCCUAAAAUGUGAGCUCAAAUCCAUGUCACUAGUCCCAGGGAAGUAAAGUCAUUCACUCAGUCAUUAUUUCAUAACAUUUCUUAUCAUGUGCUUUUCCUGUAUUUGAAUUGGUAUUACCCCAAAUCAUGGUGCUAUUGCUGUUCUUUUUUGCAGUCCAUUCUCAUUUUGGAAGCAUUCAUAACAAGCAUACUAACAUGCAACUGUUGGCUGAAAUGAAAAUGAGUAUUGCAUGUAGCCAACAAAGAAAACUGGGUGGGUAGAAAAAAUACUGAUGGGGUUGUCGUUGGUUGUCACUUGCUAGUAACUGUUGAUAGCUUUUAGCAAGAGGAAGAGCUUAAAUGUGUGCUGCUUUUUUAAGUGUACAUACGAGUGGGAUUGGACAGACUGACUUUCUCUAUGCUAGCUUUUUUAUGCAUUUGAUGCAUAACGCUUGCCUUUUGUUAUUUCAAUGCUCUGUAGUGUGUACUGGGCAUGUUUCUGUUACUUGUGAUGUUAUUUAAGGACCAAAAACAACCCAUCCAGGAAGGAGAGCUGUUUCCUGUCCCAUAGUGCCAUGUUGCAGAGCAAAACGAAUGUCAGGGAUUAUAUGUACCUCGGCUUUAUCAUAGUGCCUUAUCCUAAAAUGCAGCUGUCCUUGAGUGCUGUCUGUCUGGUGCAGAGUCCACUGCCUUUCUGUGUCGUCCCAGCCACACGUUUGGCUUUCUGGUGACUUGUGGCUGGAUUUGGGCUGGCUCAUUAGUGUUGAGACCUAGGGAUGGGCUCUCUUCUCUUGACCAGCACUACAAAGCUUCAACAUAUCUGAUUCUAAAUCCUGUUUUUAGCCUUGUUCCUGCCCCCACUCUGCCCUCUUGAGGCCUGUUCUUGCAUUUGUCUUUUGUUAAGGGUGAAGUGUAAGUACGUAUGUGUGUGCGUUUGUUGACUGUACUUGUGUGUUUGAACACAUCCAUCAGUCGCCCUACCUCAAACCAGUGGUGCCAGCCCUUUGACGCGUGCAGAACACUCUCCUGACCUUAUUGUGCACAUCAGCAUUGCUUUUCUUAGACCUUUGACAAUGUUUUCAUUUGACAUUUAUCCCUUCACAAACUUCAACAUUUCUGUUGGAUGAUCUUUGUAAACUGGAUCAAACAUAGAUAUUUUCUGAUAUUAAUUCAAAGAGAUAUAUAGAAUCUUAUAUAUAUAUAUAUAUAUGUAUAGUAUAAGAAAUGAUAACCAUUGCAAAUAUAUGUUUCUUUUUAUGUGGA